Peronospora matthiolae is the source of this 852-nucleotide messenger RNA. NCBI's taxonomy places the organism in Eukaryota, Oomycota, Peronosporomycetes, Peronosporales, Peronosporaceae. The record is from the annotation of a GenBank genome assembly.
AUGGUCGGCAACAAGCACAAGAAUGGCAUCGUCUGCACGUUCCCGCAUUGCAAUAAGACCAUGCGCACGCAAAAGUUCAAGAUGCACUUCAUGCGGGCGCAUUUGAGGGACGGAGAGGAUUAUUCCGUCGAGCACCGACGGCAGUACGAAGUGGCGAGAGAAGAGACUGCUCGACAGUUCAAGCCCCACAGUGGCUCAAUUACUGCCUCGCCUGUGCUACUUCCAAUGGGAACGACGACGAUGUUAAGAGAAGAGGCGGUCUCUGGCCUGAAAACGUCGACCUUAAACUCUACAGGUGCACCCGUAGGUGAGGAGGCCCCGACGUUGCACUCAAAGCAAGGAGCUGCAAGUGUAAAGCAGAGUCAGCAGCUGCCACUGCCCAUUCAGGCGGAAGUGGUGGAUGUUAAGCAAGAAGAAAGGUGCGUCCCUUCAAGUACUAAAACGACUGGUUCCUGUCUUCCAGUGAAUGGACAGAGUUUACCAUCAGGGGAGCAAGCUCGAGGCAGCAAACGCUCAGCAUCGGCGAUGGAAUUAUCUGCCGAAUCGGUAGAUCCAGCAAGCACGUUGUUGAUGCAGUUUAUUGCACUCAUGGAUCAGCGUUUUCAGGAGCUCGUGGGCAAGAUGGGCGAAAUGAUUGACGUACAGAAGGAACUGAUUGACACCUUGCAGGCCAGUAACCCACAUGGGCAAGCACCAGCGUCAGCGUUCUCGCAUGCUAUUGAUGUGGUCAUGAAACGACGCAAAGAAAACACAAAACCUUUUGAUAAGGAGAAUGCUGGUAAAGACUUUACUGCCCGAAGCCCUAGCGACACGGAUGCUAACGGACAUUCUAGCAGCGGCUUUGAGUUGUAA